Molecule: messenger RNA, 3159 nt
Organism: Planococcus citri (citrus mealybug)
Lineage: Eukaryota; Metazoa; Arthropoda; Insecta; Hemiptera; Pseudococcidae
Exons: 5
Coding region: 362-2371 (669 amino acids)
Source: RefSeq, a predicted model, not a curated record
AUGAGAAAAUUUUUUAGUCGGAAAAUUCAACAAGAACUCCCCUUAAGUUAUUUAACUGAAUUGAAACCGUAUAGAUACGCGUAUUUGCGAAUUUUUCGACUCGUUCCUUAAAAUAACAUUUAUUUUUUCGAAAAUGAAGAUUUCUUCGCUUACCGAAUUAUUGUUUUUUUUCCCCGUUUUUUCGUCCAGGAAUAAAUGGUACCUUUGAAAAUCUCAAAAAGGAACAUUUCCUUGAUUGCAAAGAACCAUCCUAAUGUGACGUAUUUAUAAACGUACCUUUUGGCAUACCCACGUCCCACACGUUGCGCAGUCGUUUUCCAUCAACUUAUAUUUCAAGCGGAACUUGAUUUUAUCCAACUCAAUGCAUCGGUUCGGUUUUUCUACGUUGCUAACGGCAUGGACAAUGUUUUGGAUUGAUGAGUCUUUUGGCAAUUAUCCGUACCCACUCAAUAUAACUGAAAAUACUUAUACAGACGGGAACUACGUGAUUACUUCCGUUGAUAUACCAGCGGCAUUGUUCGAUGUGAAUAUAUUGAACCCACCAGAUGACGGAUAUUUUACAGUAUCUAAUACAUUGGAUCGCCUGUCACGUGCACAAAUCUGCAGGAAAGAGAAUCUCGAAAAAAUUUCUACCGAAGUUAUUAAUAUGAAGCUUGGCGAGUCUUCUUUCGAGGAACUGAUUUAUAGCGGUAAAUUAUGGUCCGAUAAGUCGGGUUUUAUUUAUUAUUUAUUCACGUUUCCUGAAAAAGUCUUGCUAGUCACUUACCCGAGACGUUUUGGUAAAAGCACUAUUGCACAAAUGGUCCAUUUGUUCGCGCGAAUUCUCGAUGUGUCUUUACCAGACGAGCAACAGUUAGAAUUUCUUCGAUCUUGCUACUUCAAGAAUAGUACAAUUCCGAUCUUCGAACCUAAUCGUAAGGGUCCAGAACCGUGUACGAUCACCGACACAAUUAAUAUCGUGCCAAGUCCUCUGCUUAGCCGAGAAACAAAAUUCCUUGAAAACCACAUGGGACAAUACCCUGUGAUAUAUAUGGAUUUUGCCCCGUUGAAAGGGAAGGAUGAUAAUCAGCUUCGUGAACAAAUGAAUGAUUUGAUCAGCGAAACGUUUCGACAACAUGCCUAUCUUCUCGAUUAUUUUAAAUCUAUCAACGAUGUAUUAGCCGAAACCAAAUUCAAUUAUUUUCUCAACGCUGUUAAUGAAAACGAGAAUACGUUGGUGGGUAGUAUACCGUUUUUGGCGGAAAAGUUAUCCAAGUAUUUUCAUCGUAAAGUGCUGAUUAUCGUUGAUGAAUACGAUACCCCUUUUAAUGUAUUACUGUUACCACCAUACAAUUAUGAAGGCGAUAAACUUGGAUAUUGGACGAAUUACUAUAGAAACAUCAUGGAAUCGUGGUUCAAGUUGAAAACGCAUAAUUACGCUACUAAAAUAUUUCUCACUGGUAUCAUGAGAAUUCAAAAGAUUUCCGGCCUCUCUGACGUCAAUUGUAUAAGUCAGAAAAGUAUAUUGGACAAAUUUAAUUUAAACCAGUUUUUCGGGUUUUCAUCGGACGAAGUAAAAACUUUAUUAACGUUGGCAGGGAAACCAGAAUAUUUUGCGAAACACAAGGAACUGACCAAAUUCUCGUACAAAGAUUUAGCUAAAUAUUAUGACGGCUAUCACAGUAUGGGAAGCGACGCAAACACCUUAUUUACGCCGCAUUCUGUUUGUUCAUUUCUCCAAUUUGCAGAGUUAGGACCUUACUGGGAUGGAAGUGGUACUAUCGUUCCAUUUGUAAAGUUAUUACGCUUUGAAAACCUAUUGAACACGAUUGGCCAGUUAUAUGAAACUAGACCCACUCCUCUUUCAGUAGAUAUCUUGGACGAUAUUGAUGAAAAAGGCCUUAUGAGAAUUAAGGAAUUCGUUAAUAACGACAGUAUCGAAACUGGUUUUAGCGAUACUGAUUCGAAUAUGGUGCUAGGAGUGCUUUGUCAAAUGGGAUACAUUACCGCUGUGAAUGAUUCGUUCAACGCUGCCAAACGUACCUUUUUAGCUACAAUUCCAAAUGAAGAAAUCCGAAGUACUCUAUUCCAACGGUGGUAUAAAAAUGUCGUGCACCCUAAAAUGACAAAUAAUAUUCGAAAUAAAACCUUCGUGGAAGAUAUUAGCGCAGAAUUAAACCCUUAUGACGAAAAAAAAUCGUCAAUAAAAUUUCAGACAGACGGUUUGUUGGCUAAAAUUAGAUCAUGGAUUACCCCAAUUGAUAAAAAGAUUGUAGAAAGUACUGUGAUCGAAAUAAGUAAAAUUUACAAUUCUGAUAACAAUAUCUUUUUGAAAACAUUCCUUGUGUGCAACAUCAUAAUUGAUGUAGCAAAAAAAGUUUUUCUACACUGAUAUGAGAGUUGUACAAAGAUAUACCUAGCUACCUAGAAGCCAGCAGCAAGGAAACUGGUAUCAAUACUUUCAACCAGUGAUAUUUAAAGAAACGACGUUAGAAUGCGCGAGGAAAUUUUUGAAAACGUAUGUAUAUGCCUAACAGUAUUAAAUAAUGCAACAUUUCGGAAUUCGGAUACUGUACAAAAAGUCGCCAAAUAAAAAUUCAUUCGUAGCUUAUUCAAGAAGCUAUAUCUAAAUGAAAAGUCUGAUUUAGAAAUUCCAAUUUUUCAACGAAUACCUAUAUAAGUACUUAGAUACCAUUUAUCGGUCUUUCUCCGCUCAUCCUCGAACUAGAAAAUAGAUUUUGACUUGGUUUGUUUGUUUUUUCAUCUUCCACUUCAAUUUUAAACGCGGCUAUGUAAUGUUUUUUUUCUUUUUUUUUUAAUCAAAAAGUGUACUUACUGUUAGGUUAGAUUUAGGUUAUGCGAAUAAUGUGAAUUUUUCUGACGAAUUUCGUUGUUGUACAUUUAUUUUUAGAUAUCUUUUGUUCGUGAAUAUAAUAAAUACAUUUUGAAUUGAUUUUCCUAGAAUACAAAAAGCUAUGAAAUAUUAGGUACCUACUGGUAAACCAUCGUUGAUUGGACUAUACAUCUUUUUAAAAAUAAUUGUGUUUGUAUACCUAUUUGAAUAUAUGCAGUUGUGCUGUUAACGUUAUUUCUAUGAAAAAUUUAAUUGUUUAAUAAUCUACUUAGGUUCCUAUGUGAAAAUGUAUUACCUAUUUUUAAUAAAAUGAUUUUGACCUGAAA